CCUACCUAUCACCUAUUGAUCAAACGGCGAUAUCAUUACCCUCCCAACAACACACGCGACACCACCUACUACCUAUCAACACCUCCUCUCACCAUCCUCAACCAUGCCGACCCCAGCAACCCCCAAAAUAAACUCCAAAUCCCCCACCAUCCGCCGCAUUUGUAUGUUUUUCCCCCCCACCCAAUCCUCUCUCCCUUUCCCGUCACUGACCCUCCUUGCGUUGUGUGUGCAGUAAAAGAAGCCCAAGAACUAACCAACCACCCCUCCCCCUUCUUCCUCGCCUCCCCCCUCGAAACCGACCUCUUCGAAUGGCACUUCACCCUGUUAGGCCCCCCCUCCUCCCCCUACGAGAACGGGCUCUACCACGGCCGUAUCAACCUCCCGCCUUCCUACCCCCUCCGCCCGCCUAGCUUCCGAUUCCUGACCCCCUCCGGCAGAUUCGAAGUAAACAGGGAAAUCUGCCUCAGCAUCAGCGGCCAUCACGAAGAGACGUGGCAGCCUGCUUGGGGGAUUAGGACAGCCUUGGUUGCGUUACGGUCGUUUAUGGAGACGGAUGUCAAGGGGCAAUUAGGGGGGUUGGAAGCGGGAAGCGAAGUGAGGAGACGGUUGGCGGGGGAGUCAAGGGGGUGGGUUUGUGGGGUGGGU
This is a messenger RNA of Podospora anserina S mat+, 645 nucleotides long. RefSeq lists its product as uncharacterized. The transcript has a single exon. The annotation marks the transcript as partial. The record is from RefSeq and is a predicted model, not a curated record. NCBI's taxonomy places the organism in Eukaryota, Fungi, Ascomycota, Sordariomycetes, Sordariales, Podosporaceae.